ACUUCCCUUUGCAUUUGCGGAGCUACUUCCAACAAAAGUACAUGAAGCACUUGCAGCCAUUGGAGCAUUUUUCAGGGACUUGAGCACUCGCACUCUUAAAGAGGAUGUCGUAGAACAACUUCACGAGAACAUUCCGAUCUUAUUGUGCAACUUGGAGAUGAUAUUUCCUCCCUCAUUUUUGACGUCAUGGAGCAUUUAGCUGUCCACCUCCCGUAUGAGGCAUUGCUUCGAGGACCAGUACAUUAUGGAUGGAUGUAUCAGUAUGAGCGGGCCAUGAAAUAUUUGAAGGGAAAGGCAAAAAACCUCGCAAAGGUUGAAGGUUCUAUAAUUGCUGGAAGUUUGACGGAAGAAACAUCUCACUUCACAUCGUACUACUUUGCACCUAAUGUACGGACCCGACAAAGAGCUCCAAGAAGAUAUGAUGAUGGUGGUGUUGCCCCAACAUAUGCAGUUGCUGGUGUUCCGGAUAUCUUUAGCCAGAUUGGGCGAAUGGGUGGGAAAACGAAAGAGGUUUGGUGGUCGAGUGAUGAAGACGCCCAUAGUGCACACACUUACAUUCUACUUAAUUGUGAGGAUCCAUUUAUGCGCUAUUUUGAAAGCCUAUUUGUUAGUCAAGUCCAAGAAGCUAUCCCAGGUAUAUCCACAAGUGAGGUAGAUAAAAGGAAAGAUCGACACUUUAUUAAAUGGUUGAAGAGUCAGGUUGAAUAUGAGGAUCCAGAUUAUCCCAUAUGGUUUCACGAAUUAGUUCAGGGUCCACUUGCAAAGGUCACCACAUCACCAAUGUAUUUCUCACGAGGCUUUACUUUUCAUACGUACGAGUAUGGUAAACACCGGGCGACCAGCAAUUAUGGAAUUUGUGUGAAAGGCGAAACCGAUUUCUACGGGAUCUUGCAGGAGAUUAUUGAAGUGGAAUUCCCUGGGUUAUUGAAGCUGAAAUGCGUCAUAUUCAAAUGUGACUGGUUCGACCCCGUGGUCAACAGAGGUGUUCGAUUUAACAAAUUCGGUGUAGUUGCUGUCAAUGGUGGACGGAGGUACAACAAAUUCGAGCCUUUCAUAUUAGCUUCGCAAGCAGACCAAGUUAGCUUCCUACCAUACCCGAGGUUGCGAGAAUCUGGAAUAAGUUGGUUAGCUGUUAUCAAAGUUACACCCCGUGGACGAAUAAUCGGUGGAGAAGAACCACCUUUGCAAGAAGAACACAUCAAUGAAGUCGAAGAACCUGAACAACAAAUGGAAGACAUCCUACUCAUUGAUCCGCAUAAUCAUGAGUAUGAAGAUCUUCCCGACGAUACCACUGACGAUGCUGUUGAGGACGAGUUUAAUGAAAGUGAUGAUGUUUCUAGUGUUGAAGAGAAUGAUGAUGUAUCUGAAUGAUGAUGUAAUUUUUUAAAAAUAUUAUUUAUUUUCAGACUUGA
This is a messenger RNA of Raphanus sativus (radish), 1412 nucleotides long. RefSeq lists its product as uncharacterized. NCBI's taxonomy places the organism in Eukaryota, Viridiplantae, Streptophyta, Magnoliopsida, Brassicales, Brassicaceae. The coding region runs from base 187 to 1371 and encodes 394 amino acids. The transcript is spliced from 4 exons. The record is from RefSeq and is a predicted model, not a curated record.